UAAACACCCCCACCAGUUUCAACUUAUCAACUGAUCCCUCUCACCCCUCUCCCUCUCUUGUUUCUUGGAUUUUCUUCUGUGAUUAAGUUCUCUGUUUGAACAAUAUUGGGUAAUAGUAAGAUAUAACUGGGAAGCAUUUCAGGUCAGAAAAUUUUGAACUUAUUGAUGAUUCGGAAGACAAAUUAGGUAUGUUAGAACACAAACUAUACUGUUUUAAAUUGACACGGUUUCUGUUGAUUAUUGUUAUUUUUUUCGUUUUUUUUAUCUCUUUUUAUUUCGUCCUCCCAUUUUAUCUGAAUUCGUCAUUGCAAUUUGCAGCAUUUGGUACUUUUCUCUGUUUUUUUGUUUAAUUCUUUAUUGAUAAAUUUGUCUAUCAUAUUAUGUGCGGUUCCAUCUAACUCUGUUGAAUUUAAAACACAAGUUUGGAUUCUGUUAUUAUAUGUCUUGUGUCGGUUUAGUUAUAUGGAUGUUUAAGAUGCCUGUGUAAUUUUGAGUCGUCCCUAUGUUGAUUGUGGAUUGGAACUCUAUUUAGGGUUGUUUUUAUGCGGAGAGAUUGAGCUCUAAUGUGAUAGCACUUAAUUUGGAAUAACUUGCUAAUCUGAGUGAAAAUUUUAGGAAUCCUAAAACAAAAAUAAGGCACCUUUUGCGCUGAUAGUAUCAAAUUUAUUGUCUGCAAUUACCGUUAGAUCACUCAGAUGACUUAGAGUCCAAUUUCUGAUAAUCGAAACCCGUUGCGCUAGGAAUUUCUUGCAUUUAUUUUAUAGAAUCCCAGAGUGUGUACUAAAAUACUCCCUCCUUGCUAAAAUUGGGUUUUGCACAGAGAUUAAGGAAAGUAGAGAGAGGGCUUUUUUUCCAAAAUUGCUCCCAAGCUACAUUUAAGACACAUAUGUAGUUUUUAGGUUUACUAUUUAAAAAAGAAUUCAACACCAAAAAAAAUUGCGUCAAAACCCGCACCUCUCUUGUUAUAUAGAGAGAGGAGAGGAGUAUUUAUGAUGUAGAGAGAGAAAAAGAGUAUUUAUGAUCUGCAUGUGAAAUAGAAUUGCACAUAAUUCUCAAUACCAUGACCUGAUUUUAAUAUAGAGGUAAAUUAGGUUAAAAUGGGGGAAAAUAUGAAACUUUUCAAGUAAAUUAGGACAAAAAAAUGACCAAUUUUAGCAAGUAAACUAGGACGGAGGGAGUACAUCAUAAUUCUGAGGUUCUUUAACUACUCCCUCCGUCCAAGAUUAAUUGAGCUAUUUGGUUUUACACUUUGUCCAAUAAAUAAUUGAGAUGUUUCACUAAUCAAGAGGUUAUUUCUAAAAUAUCCUUUUAAUUGAUUAUUGUUACUAUAAGAAAUAUGUAUAAUUUGAUAGUUAUGUUUAUACUCGUUACGUAGGUGUUUUAAAAUGCUUCCCAACGGUAUAAAAUUUACGAAAAAUCGUCGUAUAGUUUAAGAGAUAAAUCAUUUCUAAGUUUUACUGGUUAUUAUAUAUGAGGACAUAAUUGUAAAAAAAAAUACUUAAACAUAGGCCCUUUCCUCCAUGCCUUAAAAUUUGUGCAAACUACAAAUAGCUCAAUUAAUCUUGGAGGGAAUAUAAGUGUGUACAGUGGAAAAAUGAUUGUCAAAAUUAUAGAAAAGCUUCAUACUCUGUUUGACUGACCCAGCCUCUUCUUAACCAACAUUGGACAAACGAUGGGAAUGAUGUCCUAAAGCACAGGGUAGUAGGGCACAGUGGACCCGACACAGUUAGUCGCCCUUGUUUGCAAACUGCUCGAUUUUAUACUGGGUAAAUUGGGGUAUGGAUAUCAUUUUCAAAAUUAUUGUCAUUGAUUUGAUACUGGUAAAAGUAAUGGUCGUGGGAUAUCCAUUCCACUUGUUCGCAGAGGAUAUUGUUCUCUACAAAAGAGAGCUAUAUGAAAUCUUCCCCUUUCCCCCUUUUUGAAUUCUGUAGGGGAGAAAGAAAUGUAGAGAAUCUUUUAAGAUAGGAUUAAUAGUACGGCAUUGCCAAUGGAAGUCAAGACAGACAUAUGCAUGUGGUCCAUUGUCAUUAAAUAGAUGUGGGCAAUCAUUUAUGAAGAUGUUGUCCUUAUUAGUUGGGAACUCAUUGUCCUUUAAAUUUUCAUCACAAUUCACUUGCACAUCUUAUUUAUUCUCAAAUGAGUUUAGUUUUUUGGUGUACACUCUGACUGGGAAAAGAACUAGUUUACCAGCAGGCUCCGUUUGUUUACUUCAAAAAAAGAAAUCAAAUUGAGGUCAAAAGUACUAAUAUGUGGAGCCUCCACCAUAAUAAGUUCAGUUCCUAGACCCCAUGGUAGUGACUAAUUAAUUGGAAUUUUGAAUUCCAUGGAUGAUGCUCAUCUUAGUCCAUUCAUGCAAUAGGAUGCCAGCAAGAAUUCUAUCUUAUCUAGUGAAACCAAUCUGUGAUGGGUCACAGAUUUAAACGCAAUCAUCUUCGCAUACAACUCCUAUCUGUGGAUUAAUCAUGUUAGCCAACCUCUGUUCAUUGCCAGCUGAUAUCCAUCUGAGUGUCUAAUUCUAAGUUUUGCUCAAUUCAACUCCACCUGAAACUUAUGUUCUAACUAAUUAUAACUCCAACUCGUCACCUUAAUGGGCUCAACUACGACUCUGCAAUGUGAGUACACUUCCCUGUCAUGCUUAAAACAUGACGAGUUGGUAUUUUUGAAGCUACUUAACUUUUCUAAACCUCUUUGUUGGGGGUAUGUAAAAGUAAAAUCACAUCAUAAGAUAAAUCUGUUUUGUAUGAUUUAUUUAUUUGUUGGGAGUUUCGCUCAAUUUCUAGAGAAUUUCUUGCAUCCUGGAGGAGUGAUGGACAAAGUACAUUAAAGUAAAUUUAUUUGUUCAAAUAUUUUUCUAAUUAGAGUUGAUGUCGAAUUAAUUUCUUAUGUUUCACUUGAUAAAAAUUCAAUGGUUACGUCUUUUGCACUAAAAGCAUGUACUCCCAAAGUCCAGGUGGGGGGGAUUGCCUUAGACUUGGUCCGACUCUCAGGAUUCCACACUGAGCAAGUUGUCCUACAGAAUAGCAUGGAUGAUAACAAAGAGGAACCAGUGACAGAUUUGGGACUUUCAAUAGGUCCCGGCAAUCAAAGCACACACGUAGGAUCAAAUAACAAUUCCAGUGCAGGUGCAAAUGCAGGUUCUAGUGCAGAUAUGAUCUUUGUGACUUCUACCCCGUUAUCCGAACUAGUUUGGUCUCCACAGAAAGGGGCGAGUCUUAAAUCUGCUGAUUGUAACUUACCCGAGAAAAACUUUUCCUUUUUGUGUGGUGUCGCAUCAAAUACUCUGGUACAUUCACCAACUCAAAGUAUCACGGCCAAGGAAGCUAAAGAAUAUACAAAUGUGGAUGAAGAAAUCUUGGCUUCAUCGCAAAUGGAACCCCAUUUGCGUUGUAAACUUUCUGAAGCAAACCUAGUCAGGUCUCCAAGAAGCACCACAGCAGGAUCAAGUGGUGGCUUAGAAGAGAUGACCAGUAAAAUGAAAUUUACAUUUUCAAAUACAGAUGCGGAAGGUGUUCAUCCAGGAAAAGAGGAAGUGGAUAUGUUUCAUCAAACUGAAAGAGCUCCUAUGCCAGAUCCUGGCACUGACAUAAGGGGUUCCUCCACAUCAAAAUCAGAUCAGACAAAGUUCUAUUUGGCGCGAGUAGAACCAGCAGACAGGAAUUUGAACUUAGGAGCCAAGUCUACUCCUACUGAAAUCAACAAAGCUAUUCGUAGUGGAGAUAGUCAUGCGUCUGACAUGCAAGGGUCAUUCUCUCCCGACGUUGCUACUCUAAAACAAUCCAAAGUUUCUGAUACUCAGAACCCACUUGUAAUAUCCCAUGCAAGUGAGGAAGAGAGAUUAGAAUUAGCUCAGGGUAUUCAAAAAGAUGAGAAAUGUAAAACGAACAAAAUUCAACUUAUCUCUCCUUUGCAGAAUCAGGAAUCAACCGCUGAAAAUGAUUUACAACUUCUCAAAGAUGAAAGCGCUUGUGACAAGGGGGGUAUCAUAGCAUCAAAACAUGCUGCUGAAGAAGGUAAAGACUCUCCCUGCCAGAACGGUAUAGUACUUGCUUCAUCGACGGAGUUUCCAGCAGUCGAUGUCUCCCCAAGUAGUAGCAAAAAUCCGUUAUCUCAGAGAAAAGAUAAAGAAAAUGUUUUAUGUGAUGACGGAAUCAGUGAAAAUAUUCUAAAAGACGAGGAUGAUAGCCAUGAGAGUGUUGAAAGUUGCAAUAGCACCGGGAUGUUUUCAGCUGGGAAGAGAAAAUGGAACUUUGAAAAGCAAAUGAUUGUAGAGAGCAAGAAAGUGAAGCAGACACACCAUGAAAGUCCUCAUUUUGGACCUUUACAACGACAGGACAGCUCUUUCAUGAAUUGGAUAUCAAACAUGAUCAAAGGAUUAUCAAAAUCUAAUUCAGAAGAUACACCUUCAUUAGCUCUAACUAUGAAAACUCAUCAUUGUAAUCGAAAGAGUGAAACAAGUGCUGGUUUUCAAACAAUUUUCAAGGCAUUGUAUUGUCCUAGCUCAAGGGUUCAGGAUGACAGAAUAUUAACUCUUGAUAGUCAGCUAGGAGAAGGCUCAAGGGAACUUGACAACAGUAGCAGUCCUUCGACUGGGGAAGACAAUGGCAAGUGUAAGCAAAUCAUUUUAUCAAAUGACAAGUUCGAUCAGAGAAUAUCUGACGGGGAAGGUCCUUCGACUCUGCCAAAUAAUCCUUCUGAGAAUAUAAGUUCUGAUCAGGAAAAAUGGGGAGAUGGAAGUGCCAAGAACAGAAAUUUCUGUAGCAUGGCAUCUAAUCUCAAGAAAAAUGGAGUAAUCUCGGUAAGUUCCUCUCCGCGUAGUGAUCCUGGCUCUCCAUCUGAAGGGAAAGAAAACAGUAAACUUGGCUCUGUUAAUCUUUCAAACAAGGCAUUCAACGAUGUGAUCAAUAGAAGUGAUUCUCUUGGGAACUUAUGGAUAACAAGAUUUUCUCCAAAAGUUUCUGGCCUCAUGAUGGGUUUGCCUAAGAAACGUCAACAGAAUCUAAAUUCACCUUCUGAGGGUCCGAACAACCACAACAAGAUUAUUUCCAAUGCUCAAAAUUCUGUAGUUUCACGGAAGGAGAAGAAUGUUUCUGAGAGUAGUUCUAAGCCUUCUAUGGAGGACACAGCUGAUGGUAGAAGUACAAAAACUCAAAAUUUUGUGAUAAAUACUUAUGGAUCCUUCGGUUUUAAGAGAAUUAAAAGUGGUGAUCUGGAUAAAUCCAAAUGUAAGCUAAAAAAUAUAGCCAAACAUUCUCAAAGAUUCAAAAAUUCAGAGGCAUUGGUUUCUACCUUGACUUGGAGACUGGAUGCUUUAAGAAACAUCAUUCUGUCAGGAGCAGGUGGUAGUACAAGCCAUGCAACCACAAUUUGUUUCUUUUGUGGCAUAAAAGGUCACAAGUUACAUGACUGCACGCGAAUAACUGGAUCCGAGAUUGAGGAGAUUUACAAAAAAGCACAUCCAUUUGACGGGAAAGAAGUAUCGGCUUGCUUGUGCAUUCGCUGUUUUCAGCUAGAUCAUUGGGCCAUUUCAUGUCCAUGCUCUUUCUCCAGAAAAGAAUACCAAUCUGGUGGCAGGAAAAAUUCAUCUGAAAAUGUUGAUUUUCAGUGCCAGAUUGCAAUUACAACUUCUGAUGGGAAUAAAACGAGGGUAGAUGCUGAAGCCAACGUGGGUAAAAAUGUCAACUCAAUAACGAGCGGAACAGUGAUACUUGAUGAAAGGACCUUGGUUGAGAAAGAUCAUGAAGUGUCAAGGAAGAAAACUUCCAAAGAUUUCGUAAUGAAAGGGAAGCAGACUGCUUCGGGUUCUACAGAUAAUGUAUCAAAAGAAAAUCAAAUCGCAGCUUUUUGCAACUUUGUCCAUCGACACAUUCCUGCCGUGCCAAGAGGAACCUUUGAAGCUGUAAAAAGGCUUCGUUUAACUCGCACUGACGUGCUCAAAUGGAUGAAAUCACCAAUGCCAUUUGCUUGUAUCGACGGUUUUUUUUUACGGCUGCGACUACGGAAGUGGGACGAAGGACUAGGGGGCACAGGUUAUUUCGUAGCACGCAUUAAUGGAAAACCAGGAGAGGGAUCACUGGGUAGUCACAAACUUUCCCUUUCAGUGGACAUAGCUGGUUUCAAAUGCUUUAUUGAAAAUCGUUUUGUCUCAAACCACGACUACACAGAGGAUGAACUCAUGGCAUGGUGGUGUGCAACCUUACUAGGUGGCGGAAAGAUGCCACCAGAAGAAGAUCUGAAAAUGAAAUUUGAAGAGAGAAAGAAGUUUGAAUUUUAGGAGGUACCCAAACGUUACUUGUAAAAGAAAUCUAUGUUGUACUAUAGUUUUUUUCUCCCUGCGUAAGAUACUUCAGCUAUGCUGUUCAAUAGAGGGGUGUCGCAAGGAAACAAUUUAAUAUGUCAGUUCAUCAGGUCAUGUAUAUAGAAUUUUGAUAAAAUUUGAGCUUGUAGUAAAUGAAGUUUUGUGUUUCAUAGCUGAUUAUGAAACGUAGUAGUAUAUAGUUUGUAUUCAUGAGCCUAAGUUAUUGAUUUUUGUUAUACAGUA
Papaver somniferum (opium poppy) is the source of this 6538-nucleotide messenger RNA. RefSeq lists its product as uncharacterized. The record is from RefSeq and is a predicted model, not a curated record. The transcript is spliced from 6 exons. Gene Ontology annotation, molecular function: DNA binding; zinc ion binding. Bases 2906 to 6271 code for a protein of 1121 amino acids. Lineage: Eukaryota; Viridiplantae; Streptophyta; Magnoliopsida; Ranunculales; Papaveraceae.